This is a messenger RNA of Quercus robur (English oak), 924 nucleotides long. Its product is annotated as desiccation-related protein PCC13-62-like. The record is from RefSeq and is a predicted model, not a curated record. Lineage: Eukaryota; Viridiplantae; Streptophyta; Magnoliopsida; Fagales; Fagaceae. The transcript has 3 exons. Bases 1 to 924 code for a protein of 307 amino acids.
AUGGCACUGACUUCUACUAACACACUCACCAUCACCAGUAUACUAAUCUCCUUCCUCUUCCUUCCCAAAUUUUAUUCUUCUGAAUUCACCAAAGGCCAUUUACCAGUAAUAAUAUCAGAUGUAGAUCUUUUGGAAUUUCCUCUAAAUUUAGAGUUCUUAGAAGCUGAAUUUUUUUUGUAUGGCUCUUUAGGUCAUGGUUUAGAUAAAGUUGCACCAAAUUUAACCCAAGGAGGUCCAACACCCAUUGGCGCUAAACAGGCAAAUCUGGAUCAUUUUACUCAGGAUAUUAUCAAGCAAUUUGCUUUCCAAGAAGUUGGACACUUGAGGGCCAUUCAAAAAAUAGUUAAAGGAUUCCCAAGACCGUUAUUGGAUUUAAGUAAAGAAUCAUUUGCAAAAGUGGUUGACACUGCAUUUGGGGGAAAAUUGACCCCACCUUUUGAUCCUUAUGCCAAUGGAAUUAACUUCCUUCUUGCAUCUUAUCUUAUUCCUUAUGUUGGACUCACUGGCUAUGUUGGAACAAUUCCAAAACUCGAAGCCCCUGCUUCUAGAAGGCUUGUUGCAGGCCUUUUAGCUGUGGAAUCAGGUCAGGAUGCAGUUAUUCGAGCAUACCUAUACGAGCAUGCACAUGAGAAAGUGAAACCAUAUGGACUAACCGUGGCAGAGUUUACACAUAGCUUUUCAGAACUAAGGGAUAAGCUUGGACAUGUAGGUUGCAAAGAUGAAGGCCUUGUGGUUCCCCUAAGUAAAGGUGCAGAGGGAGAGGUCACGGGAAACGUGCUUGCUGGAGAUGAAGACUCUGUUGCAUUUGAUAGGACCGCAGAAGAGAUAUUGAGGAUUGUGUAUGCCACUGGUAAUGAGCACAAUCCUGGUGGGUUCUAUCCAAAAGGAGGCAAUGGUCGCAUUGCUAGAUAUUAUCUACCUUAA